Messenger RNA from Nematolebias whitei (Rio pearlfish), 1148 nucleotides. RefSeq names its product RAB33B, member RAS oncogene family a (gene rab33ba). Gene Ontology annotation, cellular component: Golgi apparatus; endosome. The record is from RefSeq and is a predicted model, not a curated record. Gene Ontology annotation, biological process: Rab protein signal transduction. The coding region runs from base 180 to 902 and encodes 240 amino acids. NCBI's taxonomy places the organism in Eukaryota, Metazoa, Chordata, Actinopteri, Cyprinodontiformes, Rivulidae. Gene Ontology annotation, molecular function: GTPase activity; GTP binding. The transcript is spliced from 2 exons.
UCACGUUGUCUGCCCACCGCCAUGAAACACCCGAAGAAGGAAACGAGACACAAAUUGUUUUACCGUUUAAAAUGACGAAGUGUGUCUGUAGUCGACGGCGCGUUCAGUAACUACCAGCCGUGUUAGUACUUUGUGUUUUAUCUGUUGUUACUGAGCGCGUUGAGUGGCGGCAGCUCGACAUGAUGGCGGCCAGCAGCGGCUCGUCGGCUCCAUCCUCCUCCAUCAACUCCACUCUCCCUCCGCCGAGGACCCGCAUCUUUAAAAUCAUCGUCAUCGGGGACUCGGGCGUCGGGAAGACCUGCCUCACGUACCGCUUCUGUGCCGGCAAGUUCCCCGAGAAGACGGAGGCCACGAUCGGAGUGGACUUCCGGGAGAGGCUGGUGGAGAUCGACGGAGAGAAGAUCAAGAUCCAGCUGUGGGACACGGCGGGUCAGGAGCGCUUCAGGAAGUCCAUGGUGCAGCACUAUUACCGUAACGUUCACGCCGUCGUGUUUGUCUACGACGUGACCAACGCCAGCAGCUUCCGCAGCCUUCCCGCCUGGAUCGAGGAGUGUAAGCAGCACGCUCUGGGCGCAGAGCUUCCCAGGAUUCUUGUGGGAAAUAAGUGUGACCUCCAAGACUCUAUCCAGGUGAGCACGGACGUGGCGCAGCAGUUUGCGGACGCUCACUCGAUGCCGCUGUUCGAGACCUCUGCAAAGAACCCGACCAGCCAAGGAGACGGAAGCUGCCACAACAGUGACCAUGUGGAGGCCAUCCUUUUGACUGUGGCUCACAAGCUGAAGUCUCAGAAGCCCCUGGUGCUCAGUCAGCUUCCUGAGGCGUCAGGGGCCACGGUCAGCCUGAGCAAGGUGAGGGGUGAUGAAGGGGACAGAGGCAGGAGCUGGGGCUGCAGCAGCUGCUGAGAGGACAGGAGACGUAGGACAGGACCCAGGAAGAACAAAGAACAAGGAUAAAUGACACCAAGAGAAGAGAUUGCACUUCUUCACCACAUGUGCUUCAACACUAUCUAGUCUUUUUGACUAUUUGCAGUUUGAUUGUUGCCCAAUUAUCAGCACCCAACUGUUGCUCAGUUCAUGGAAAUAUUCGUCAACGUGGAAGCAUCGGAUCUUUAAAUAGGACUUGAUACUAAAAUACCAGAGCCCUGAAGG